GCGAAGUUUCCCGUCUCGUGGUAUAUAGGCAAGCAUCUCGACCUAACAGCCCCGUCGCAGCACGGCCAGAAAGCACCCUACGAUGGGAAGCACGAUGUGCGGCCGUUCACUAGGCGCAUCGUUGCGGUGGGCGACCUCCACGGCGACAUGCCGAACGCGCAGAAGGUGCUUCAGAUGGCGGGAGUGGUCGAUGGAAAUGGCGACUGGUCGGGCGAAGUUGACUUCUUCGUGCAGACGGGCGACAUCAUCGACCGGUGAGCUAUGAAAUGAAAUGACUGCACGGGUGGAUUCGAGAGCCCAUGUGUUUGCUCGCAGAGGAGAUGACACCAUUAAGCUGUACUUGUGGAUGGACAAGCUUCGCGAGCAGGCUCAUGCCGUGGGUGGCACGGUCCUGUCGCACCUAGGUAACCAUGAGUGGAUGAACGUUAUUGGUGACUGGAGAUACGUCCGCCCCUCCGAAAUCAAUACCUUCGGCGGCGUCGCGGCGCGCCAACGGAUGCUCUCCACCGGUCGCAUCGGCAAGUCUUGGGCAGCAAACUACACCGUAACCUCCCGCCUACCUCUGCACCCCUCCCUCGGGCCGCCCAACACCGACUACGUCUCCUCCACGUCCACCAACGUCCUCUCGCACGCCGCCCUGUCCUUCGUGCACGGCGGUCUCUCGCCGACCUACCACGACCUCACCCCCUUCCCGUCGCGCAUCAACGAACUGGGUGCGGGUCUCCUCCGGAAGAUCCACUCGCACCCGCCUCCGCCGCCCUCGCCGCCGCAUCCGUAUACAGGCCUUCCCCCGGAUGCGACGGAGGCGGAGAGAGAGCUGUAUGGCGGAGAUGGGCCGCUGUGGUAUCGCGGAUGGGCACUGGACUCGGAGCACAAGGUGUGCAGCCUGGUGGAUGAUGUCCUGAGAAGGACGGGCACACGGAGAAUGGUCAUGGGCCAUACACCGGACUUUGAGCAUAUCACCUCGAGAUGUGGCGGGAAGAUCAUCAUCAUCGACACUGGUAUCUCACAUGCGUAUGGCGGCGUGCUCUCCGCGCUCUCUAUCGAGUAUACGCUCACUCCGCUAUCCCACUCGGAUUCGACCUCGCCCUCUGAUACUCGAUGGCAUGAGCGCGAAGUAGUCACGGCGUUGUAUCCCGGCCGACGUGAGGUCCUCGCUAACGACGAGCGGGAAAUCCGAGGUGCCAUCCAUGCACCGUGAACCGAUCCCGGUCUUUUGGUGUUACGAGGCUCUAGGUGUGUCCGCUUUGUAUCGCAUUUCGAGUAACUUAUUAUGUUGUUGGACUAUGGAUUGUUAAUGUUGUCCCUCUGAAUUAUUGGCACCAUGAUAGAACAUCGCGUGGUUCGUUGUGACGUACCAAUGUCAUGAACUGCAUACAACGCGUCUGUCAGAAAUCUGUGGUCGCCGCAUUGCAGCC
Fomitopsis serialis is the source of this 1418-nucleotide messenger RNA. RefSeq lists its product as uncharacterized. NCBI's taxonomy places the organism in Eukaryota, Fungi, Basidiomycota, Agaricomycetes, Polyporales, Fomitopsidaceae. The transcript is spliced from 5 exons. The record is from RefSeq and is a predicted model, not a curated record. The coding region runs from base 272 to 1201 and encodes 309 amino acids.